Messenger RNA from Neoarthrinium moseri, 2772 nucleotides. RefSeq lists its product as uncharacterized. Gene Ontology annotation, cellular component: cytosol; cytoplasm. Gene Ontology annotation, molecular function: ATP hydrolysis activity; ATP binding. Gene Ontology annotation, biological process: cellular response to heat. Bases 1 to 2772 code for a protein of 923 amino acids. The record is from RefSeq and is a predicted model, not a curated record. NCBI's taxonomy places the organism in Eukaryota, Fungi, Ascomycota, Sordariomycetes, Amphisphaeriales, Apiosporaceae. The transcript has a single exon.
AUGACUUCACGCAUGGAGUUUACCGACCGGGGCAAGAAGGCCCUGGAGGAUGCCAUGAGUCUGGCCGAGCAAUACGCCCACUCGCAACUUCUGCCAGUCCACCUUGCAGUCUCGCUGCUGGACCCGCCCCCGGACCAGUCCAAGGACCAGCAGAACAACCCCCCGCCGAACAACAGCCUCUUCCGCCAGGUUGUCGAGAGAGCCCAUGGCGACCCGCAACUCUUCGACCGAGCUCUCAAGAAGCGCCUGGUGCGCAUGCCCAGUCAAGACCCCCCGCCCGAGAAUGUAUCCAUGGCCCCUACCUUCAGCGCCGUCCUCCGGAAGGCACAGGACCUGCAAAAGACACAGAAGGAUGCCUACGUCGCAGUGGACCAUCUGAUCGCCGCCCUGUCCGAAGACCCGGGCGUCUCCGAGGCGCUGAAGGAAGCCAACAUCCCCAAGCCUAAGAUGGUUCAGGAUGCCAUUCAGGCGAUUCGCGGCACCAAGAGAGUGGACUCCAAGACGGCAGACACCGAGGAGGAGCACGAGAACUUGGCCAAGUUCACCAUCGACAUGACGGCCAUGGCGAGAGAAGGCAAGAUCGAUCCCGUCAUCGGCAGAGAAGAAGAGAUCAGACGGGUUGUCCGUAUCCUGUCCCGACGAACCAAGAACAACCCGGUCCUGAUCGGUGAACCCGGUGUGGGAAAGACAACAGUCGUGGAAGGAUUGGCGCAACGUAUUGUGAACGCCGAUGUCCCCGACAACCUGGCUGCUUGCAAGCUCCUAUCCCUCGAUGUCGGUGCCUUGGUUGCCGGAAGCAAGUACCGCGGUGAAUUUGAGGAGAGAAUGAAGGGAGUUUUGAAGGAGAUCUCGGAGGCCAAGGAGAUGAUCGUCCUGUUCGUCGACGAAAUCCACUUGUUGAUGGGCGCGGGUUCUUCAGGCGAGGGCGGAAUGGACGCGGCCAACCUCCUGAAGCCCAUGCUAGCUCGAGGUCAGUUACACUGCAUUGGUGCAACCACCCUCGCCGAGUACCGAAAGUACAUUGAGAAGGAUGCCGCGUUCGAGCGGAGAUUUCAACAAGUCAUUGUCAAGGAGCCCACCAUUCCCGAGACAGUGUCCAUUCUUCGAGGUCUCAAGGAGAAAUAUGAAGUUCACCAUGGUGUCACCAUCGCCGAUAGCGCCAUUGUGGCUUCUGCCACCCUAGCUGCACGCUACCUCACGUCCAGACGACUUCCCGACUCGGCGGUCGACUUGAUAGAUGAAGCUGCCGCAGCCGUACGAGUUGCCAGAGAGUCCCAACCCGAAAUUAUUGAUUCGCUUGAGCGAAGACUGCGACAGCUCAAGAUCGAGAUUCACGCACUCAGCCGAGAGAAGGACGAUGCCUCCAAGGCUCGGCUCCAGCAAGCCAAGCAAGACGCCGAGAAUGUUGAGGAAGAGCUUCGGCCGCUGAGAGAGAAGUACGAGAGUGAGAGGCGUCGGGGCAAGGAUAUCCAGGAAGCAAAGGUCAAGUUGGACCAGCUCAAAGUCAAGGCUGAGGACGCGGCAAGAAUGGGCGACCAUGCUCGUGCUGCCGACCUGCAGUACUAUGCACUUCCAGAGCAAGAGGAGGCCAUUAAGAAGUUGGAGAAGGAGAAAGCGAUGGCCGAUGCUGCUCUGAACCAGAACGAUGUUGGUGGCUCCAUGGUCACUGACGUCGUCGGCCCGGAACAAAUCAACGAGAUUGUCUCCCGCUGGACCGGCAUUCCCGUCACCCGGCUCAAGACCAGCGAAAAGGAAAAAUUGAUAAGGAUGGAGGGUGCUUUGGGCAAGCUCGUGGUUGGCCAAAAGGAGGCUGUUACCGCCGUCUCCAAUGCAAUCCGACUACAACGAUCUGGCCUGAGCAACCCCAACCAGCCGCCCAGCUUCUUGUUCUGCGGUCCUUCAGGCACCGGUAAGACGUUACUUACCAAGGCGCUUGCCGAGUUCCUGUUCGAUGAUCCAAAGGCCAUGAUCCGAUUCGACAUGUCAGAGUACCAAGAGCGUCACGCCCUCAGCCGCAUGAUCGGUGCUCCGCCUGGCUAUGUUGGGCAUGACGCGGGCGGCCAGCUUACCGAGGCACUACGGCGCAAGCCCUUCUCUAUCUUGCUAUUCGAUGAGGUAGAGAAGGCUGCGAAGGAGGUCUUGACAGUGCUCCUUCAGCUGAUGGAUGACGGUCGAAUCACCGAUGGACAAGGUCGUGUCGUUGACGCAAGAAACUGCAUUGUCGUCAUGACGUCCAACUUGGGUGCCGAGUUCCUGGCUCGCCCUGCUGGUCGUGACGGCAAGAUCGACGCAACGACUCGGGAACUCGUCAACAACGCCCUUCGCAACUACUUCCUACCCGAGUUCUUGAACCGCAUCAGCUCGGUUGUCAUCUUCAACCGUCUGACACGCAAGGAAAUCCGCAAGAUUGUUGACCUACGUGUCGGCGAAAUCCAGAAGCGAUUGUACGACAAUGAUCGCAAUGUCCGCAUUGAGAUUUCGGAGGAGGCCAAGGACUACCUCGGCAAUGCUGGAUACUCACCGGCGUAUGGCGCUCGACCCCUCGCAAGACUUAUCGAAAAGGAGGUCCUUAACAGGAUGGCUGUUCUCAUCCUGCGCGGCGCCAUUCAGGACGGCGAGACAGCAAGAAUCGUCAUGGUCAACAACAAGAUCCAGGUCCUGCCCAACCACACGGACAGUGAGCUUGGUGAUGAGGAAGACAUGUUAAUCGACGAUGAGGAUGCAGUGGAGGACCUUGUCCCAGAUGAUAUGGACGAGGAUAUCUACGAUUAA